AUGGAAAAUUCACAGGAAGAUCUGAAAUUCACGCCGAUCCGAGAAAUCGAUGACAGCCAUGCUUUGGUGAAUAUCCGCGGGGUGUGCAAGUUCAUAGAAAGCCCAACUGUGUCCAAUAAGCGCCUGGUGAGAUGAAUAUUCAAUCCGAAAAAGAUAAUGAGUUCAGUACACGUUUUUCAACAUUUACGACGAAGAAGGUGAUGGGAUUCGUGUUUGGGCCAAGAACGAGCUGGUCGAUGAAGUCAUGUACAAAGUUCAGCCUAACCAGGUUUUUUUUUUGGGAAACAGAAGCUCGAAAUUCCCAAGCGAAGCUAUUUUUUAAUCACCGGAGAAAAUUCCUUCAAAAAAAUUUUGCAAAGAAAAAGAAGAGGUGUGAAAAAACGGCCAGGGGAAAGUGUGCUCCUCGGAAAAGGCUGAAAGUUUUUAUCGAUGGAGCGCACUUUUUGAUGCUACUAUUUCUCUAAUAAUUCCUCUCAACACGGACACGCAAACCGGAAGCGUCCAGACGUUUCUGAGCAAGUGAUCACUUAAGAGUUCUGAAGCCGUUAAAGGGACCACUAGAAAUGCUCAGAAACGUCCGGGUUGCGUUAGUGAGGUCCCAUUUGGAUCAGAAAUGAGACCAAUUUUUUUGAUGAUGGAAAUUAUUUCAAGACCUACGAAAUAACCAACGCUCUGGUCGAAAACAAGGAUCCUCGGGUCAAUUUUCUACACAAGGACAAGCAACUCGUUCUGAAGGGCGAUUCUGAAGUACCAAAAAAGGGGUUGCACCAAAAAUGACCAGUGAAACUACAGAUCCGUCUGUGUGAUCGGGAAUCCUACGCGAUUCGGAAGGAAUACGCGAUUCUGCCGCUCUCACAGCUAUCGAUGGAGGCGCCCAGGCCGUUUUCGGUUUUUGGACGAAUUACACAAGUCGACCCCGUCGUAUACGUCAGUUUCUACGAGUUCACUUGCGCAGAACUUUGAAUUUCGCAUUUUUGAAAGCUGCAAAAAACCGCUCUUAAAGCUCAAAAUUAACAAGUCUAGAUAAUCGCGAGGUCUCUGGCGGUACAUUGACGAUAUCGCAAAAAUGCCUUUUCACGGCAUUCCUAAUGGAUAGAAGUAUGUAGUGAAUAAACCUAUUAUUAUUAAAAAUGGGUUGAAGGAAGGUGAGCGAGGCGUCAAAGUUUCUGGAUUUACAAAAAAAAAAGUAAGUGCGCGCUCCGGAUAAAAUGACGUCAUAGUUUAACUGAGUAUUAUACGUUAAUAACUUGUUUGUUCGAUCGCCUUUGGCUGCGUACUUGAGAUAUGAACUUUCCGGCAAAAUUUUUUUGACGUCUUCCUACACCAUUUGGGAACGCCGUGCUUUUCUGUAGCCCCGCGGAUUUUUCUCGGCGCGAUUUCGCAUUUUGGAAAUUUCAAUUUUUUCAAGUGCCAAAGAAAUGCGAUAUCGCCCUGAGAAAAAUGCGACAGCGCGGUUUAUUUGUGAGCUUGUCAAUGUACCGCCACCUUUCUCUCGCACUUGACUGGGCAGUUAUCUUUAGUAGAUCGAUGUCAUAAAAAAGAUAAAAUAGAACCAAAUGAUGAUUAAGAAAGUCAAUAAAGGUUCAACAGAAGCCAUCAAAGUACAAGGAGAACGAGCCGAUGCGAAAAGUAUCGAUAAUCGACGCGCACGGAGAUGAACGCCAAAUGACGCUCUGGCGCAAUCAUACGCACGAAAUUGAUCAAAAAGACGUUGGUCGUAUGGUUUAUCUCAACGGUGUCAGGGCCGCGACGUUUCAAGGUGUCUACAAGAUUCAAGAUUUUUGAAAAUGAUGCUAAAAUUGAAUUUCCAGGGAAGUGCGAGAUACGGAACCUGUGCGACACGGAGAUCACCGUCUACAGACACCUCGAAUUAGAUGAAAAUUAG
Messenger RNA from Caenorhabditis auriculariae, 1885 nucleotides. NCBI's taxonomy places the organism in Eukaryota, Metazoa, Nematoda, Chromadorea, Rhabditida, Rhabditidae. The record is from the annotation of a GenBank genome assembly.